Rhagoletis zephyria (snowberry fruit fly) is the source of this 393-nucleotide messenger RNA. Its product is annotated as 40S ribosomal protein S15Aa-like. The record is from RefSeq and is a predicted model, not a curated record. Gene Ontology annotation, cellular component: ribosome. Gene Ontology annotation, biological process: translation. NCBI's taxonomy places the organism in Eukaryota, Metazoa, Arthropoda, Insecta, Diptera, Tephritidae. Gene Ontology annotation, molecular function: structural constituent of ribosome.
AUGGUUCGUAUGAACGUCCUCGCCGACGCCCUGAAGUCGAUCAACAACGCUGAAAAGCGUGGCAAGCGUCAGGUGCUGAUCCGCCCGUCUUCAAAAGUGAUCGUCAAAUUCCUCAAUGUUAUGGUCAAGCACGGUUACAUUGGCGAGUUUGAAAUCGUGGAUGACCACCGAUCCGGCAAAAUCGUCGUCAAUCUCACCGGCCGCCUGAACAAGUGCGGUGUCAUCAGUCCUCGAUUCGACGUGAAGCUCCACGAUCUGGAGUCGUACACGCGAAACCUUCUGCCAUCUCGUCAGUUCGGCUACCUCGUCUUGACCACAUCGGGCGGCAUCAUGGACCACGAAGAGGCCCGAAGAAAGCAUCUGGGAGGCAAGAUCUUGGGUUUCUUUUUCUAA